UACGGGCAGAUCGUCUGAAGCCAAAGGACUAGAUGGAUGAGCUCGCAGGCCAAUACUAUUAUUAUGUUGUUUCAGGCCAGCACAACGCGGUUGCAGCCAAGGCGCUUCUCGGCACCGACGUCGCAUUGAGGUACAACUUCGAGAGGUGGCCUCCACGUAUGGUUUACGUCUCGGAUGAGGAGUUCGAAGGGUAUUUUCUGGUCAUCUCGGAGGACAACAAGAAGGAAUUGAAGGCCCUUCCUAGACAGCUUAAAUUAUCAAUGAAGGACAUUCGGUGGUUGUGGAAGGAAAAGGGUUUUCCAAAGGCUGUUAUGGGGAACCCCAGCGGAAAACAAGCUCACGUGCAGAAAUGGCGUGAGUUCUGUCCGCAGGCGCUUCACAAGACGCCUUACAACCACUUGUGGAUUCUCGCUAAUGAGAAGGGCAAGGACAAUAUUAAGAAGCAAAACGCUGCCCUUCGCUCUUAUUUUCCGCUGGUGGUGGCUAGAAAAAGCGCGUGGGAACUGGGUUUGGAAUUCUUCGAGAAAUGGGAGACGAGGAGACUUCUGGCACCCGAGGGGGCGAAGUGGAUCACAAAGAAAAGGAAAGUGAAGGACGUCAGGCCCGGCGUUAGCCACAUCGAAAACGAGAAGUUGGGGCGAAAGGAGGUCGUCUACAACGUCCCCGUCGAGGCGCCCCAAAAGAAAGGAAAGAAGGAGAAAGAGUCUGGCAAUUGGUUCGUCCAAGUCACCGAGCCGGAUCCGCACUGCUCAAAGAGUAUGGAAGCCCUUACCGACAACGAUCAAUGUCGGUUGCUCAAGAAGGUCCUCAACUAUGAGGUAGUGUGGGUGCAGACAGGCUCUGCUUCAUUGGCGAAGCAAGGGAAGCUGGGAGUGCAGGAAGCAAUGCACCUGCUGAAGUGUGAUCGCAUCUUGGUGCGAUUAUGGAAUUACUACCAGUUUAUAAACGAGAACCGGAUGGAUAUGGACUAGACACGUGCGUAUCCCUUCCUGAAG
This is a messenger RNA of Chara braunii, 995 nucleotides long. The record is from the annotation of a GenBank genome assembly. Lineage: Eukaryota; Viridiplantae; Streptophyta; Charophyceae; Charales; Characeae.